This is a messenger RNA of Homo sapiens (human), 12358 nucleotides long. RefSeq names its product BTB domain containing 3 (gene BTBD3). Bases 8044 to 9429 code for a protein of 461 amino acids. Gene Ontology annotation, cellular component: cytosol; nucleus. The record is from RefSeq and is a predicted model, not a curated record. NCBI's taxonomy places the organism in Eukaryota, Metazoa, Chordata, Mammalia, Primates, Hominidae. The transcript has 5 exons.
CUUUUUCAUUUCUUGGCCUCAGCAGGUAAGGGUGAGCUUAUGCAGUUCCAAGAUGUUCUUUCUGAGAUACUUACAGAUUAUUAACGCCGUUGUAUGGGAUGAUAAUUACUAGCAGCCAUGUUCUUUCUUGAUUUCUCAUUCUUUCCCAAUCCUUGCACUGAUAACUUGUUUAACAAACUUCCAAAAUGAAGUGGAAACAAUGUUUUCUUUUCCUUUUUUAGCAUGUUUUCUUGGAGGUGCACAUGCCUAAGAAUUGUAUGCACUAUUUCUCUAAAGCCCUAAGUUAUAUCUUAUAUUUAAAAAUUUAAAAAAAAUAUAACUCCACAUCUGUGCGGAAAAACUUUUGAUAAUUUGUGGCAAAAAUGCCAUGCUUAGCUUUUAAGUUGUUUUGUUCCUAGAAAGUACUCUGCCAACAUUCUUUACAAAAUGUUAAACUGCUUGUAAUGUUAUACUUUAACAAAGGAAAGGCACAAUUAGUCUACACAUUCUCCUACUUCCCUGCCCAAACACAUGCAUCCAAAGAUCAAUUUGAAAAAAUGUUCAUUUUUUUUUUUAAUGCUCAAAACAGGUAUGCUAUAGACAUCUAAUUCCAUUUUGCCUUGCAAGGAACUGUUAAAACUCUUCUGAACAAAAUAGUACAGAAAUAGGUCAUUUAACAUACUUGUUUUUAAUUGUGUUUUUUAAAAAAUAUUUUAAACUUUGUAAGUUAUCAGACUUUAGUCAAUUCCAAAAUACCUUUAGGAUUCCAGUGAUUUUUGAGUUUGUGUUGGGAGUUGAAAUGGUUUUCUCUUACUAAAAUCUAUUUUAUGUGCUGUUUAAAUUUCUGUUAACUGAGCUAUCAAGCAAAUCCUGUAAGGUGAAUUUUUCCCAUUUACUGUGAGAAAGGAAUACUGGUGGAAACCCCUAUCAUGUGAUGGACCUUGUAGUUCCAGCAGUGAUGCUGGGCUGCUAAAAUAAUAAUCUUUCACUUAAUCUUCCCUUCUUUCAUCACACAUUUAAAAAUUACCUUUAAGCCUUUUCAAUUUAGUAUCUCUUUCAGCAUAGUUGUCCAGUCUCAAAUUCCUUGAAGGUGUGCAUUAAUGUACAUUUAUCGACAUGUCCUUUGUUUAUUCAAAUUAAGCAAAUACAGUUGAGAAUUUGUUGUUGCUUUGUUUCUUUUAAAAAAUUAAAUAAAAAAAUAUUUCCUGUUGGGAGACAUUUUGGGAAUCACUGAAAAAAAUUAAGAAAGUAAAAAUCACCGUCAUAUCAUCUAAAAAGAAACAACUGGUAAUUAGAUGAUGUGCUUCCAUUUUACUCUGUUUGUCUGCAUAGACAUACUUUUGAACAAAAUUGGCCUUUAAUUUUAUCUGUAGUUUUAAAUAUUGCACUUUUAUUUAAUAUGAAGUAAAUAUUAGAGACGUUUCCUUUUUCUGUAAACCCUUUGAAAAUAAGAUUUUUAAUGAUGAAUACACCCAAGUUUAUUGAACUAGUUUUCUGUUGUUUUACGUAUUAUUUUUAGUUUUAGUGGCUUGAGAAUACAGUAUUAAACCCUUUGGUUGCCAAUCCUAGCACGGCCACUUCCUAAGUGACCUUAAUUACCUCUUUAAUCGCAUUUCCUUGGAAUAAGGGUCAUGGUGCCUGCACCAUAGAGUUUUGGUGAGAUGGAAUGAACUAAGUAGAGGAAGGCCAGCAGGGUCGACCAAAUGACGUAGGCUCAGUACGUAAGAGUGGACACACAGGUGGAGCUGAGAAAAAUGCCCUUGUCUGAAAGUUUAAAUAUUUCGGAUUUACUCAGGUUAGAUUUAUAGCAGUGGAAAUCCUGGGGCAGAGGUGAACUCUUUUAUGACUCUUGUGGCUUGUUGCCAAAUUGCUUAUGCCAUAACAUUCCCUUACAGAGUGUAUGGUCUACCUGUAGUGUGUCAGCACUCCAGUGUUCAUCAUCUUUCCUGAUUUUUCUAUAAAAAUAUGAUCUUUUAAUUUAUUUUUUGGUAGCUAUUGAAAUUGAUCAUCUGUUUUUUUUCUUUUGUUUUCCUUUUUGGGAGCUCUCUCUUCUGGUACUUUGCCUACUUUAAAGUGGUGAUUUAAAAAAAUUAAAUACCCGUUUUAUCUAAAGAAGAUUGAGUGUUUAUCAUGUUUUUAGUUUUCUUUUUUUUCUUCUCCACAGGCCAUUAUUUCUUUCACUUUUUGGCGUUUUUCAACCAAUAAAAUAUUUUUAUUUCUAUAUAAACAAGUCUCUACCUUGUCCUUUAUGAUUUUUUCCUUGUAUUUGUUCAUGCUUGGAAAGCCCAGAAAGACCCUGCAAAUGGCCCCAGUGAAAAACUCAGGAGAAGCAGUAAGCAGUCAAAAGUGGAUGGGGAGGAAGACUAAGGCGUUGAGGAAGACCACUUAUUUUACAAUAAGGCUUUUAGACUUUAAAGCUGUAUGCAUAUAUUAAAUUUAAUAAUCUUUAUCUGAAAGGUGAGAUAAACAACAUUUUGGAAAUAUGUUAGAUCUUUUUACAUUUAAUUCUAUAAUUGUACAUGGAUAUGAAGCGCUCCUAUACCGCCGCUGCCUCCUCUUCCUUUUCCCUAGUUAGCGAGUUCUACCACCAUUUGUUAAAUAGUUCCUCCUUUCUUCUUUGCUUUGUGGUCUUUAUUGUUUUUUAAGAUCUUGACUAACUUUGAGGUCUGCUUCAGUUUUAGGUCUUGCUUCUCUGUGUGUUGAUCCUCUAGUCUUAAUCAAUGCCACAUCUUUUUAAUCAUAGAUUUAGAAUAUUUAGAAAUACCUGGCAGAGCAAGUCACACUAUCCUUUUAACAUUACAAUUCUAUGCCCUUGUCCUUUCAGAUAAAGAUUAUUGUAUUUAAUACAUGCACAGUUUUAAAAGUCUAGGAGGCUUAUUGUAAAAUAGAUGGUCUUUCAUCUGCCUCUUCUUCCCCCCAUCCCUUACUCUCCCUCCCCAGUGGCAGCUACUUUGGAUUGUUUACUGUUUCUCCUGCGUUUUUCACUGGGGCCAUUUGUAGGGUCUUCUUGGGCUGGUCAGAGAGUGGUCUUCCAGUAAAGUUUUGCACUGAGGAAAGAGUGUAGGUUCCAGUGUUCAUGGAGGAAUCUGGCUGGGGUUUCAGCAUUCUCUGUGUAGAGUCAUGUUGGAGAAGGUUCACCAUACAGACUUACCUGUUUACCUACUCUUCCAAGAACAAAUCUCUAGUCUUGCUAGGUUCUAGGAUUGUCUGCCAAUGGUCUACAGUGAGGAGGUGGGGAAGGCAUCUUGGAAUUUUAGAGCUUCUCAUGCAGCUUUUACUGACCUUAUUUUAACCUGUCACCCUUUUACCCUCAGUCUUUGAGCAGACUGGAGUGAGUACUUCUCGGCUUUUCUCACUGUUGGUAUAGCAUUCCCUCUCUCAAGUUGGCUGAGACAGUUGCCACUUGUCCAUCUGUUUUCCACUUUCAUGAUUUGUAGUUUCCAUUACAGUUCUUUAAGUCCUUGGGUCUCUAUGUCUUCUAGAAAGAUCUCUUACUGUCACUUAAGUGGGGUUUAGGGAAAGGGUGUAAUUGGAUAUGUGUGUUAAAUUUACCGUCUUAAUCUGGAAGGCUCGGAAGAUGAAUCCUUAGAACUAAAAAAAUACCGGAUCAUGUUACAUUUUGUUUCGUUGGCAAGGACUGCCAUCUGUAAUCAGUGUUUCUUUUAAGGGUCAUGAAAGAUUAUUCAUGACCUUUUAUCUCUCAGCAGAGUUGUUUUCUUCAUCUGAAUCCUAAUGUUUCCUGUUAGAGUUCUUCUUAGGUAUUUGUUUUUGUUACUUUGUGAUGGGCUCUUCAAAUUGGCUGUCGGUAGUCUAAGAUGGUGGUUGAUUUUGGUGUAUUUAUUUUAUAGCUGGCACUUAUGCGAAAAGCUUUGCAGUUUAUUUUUGUAUGUUCCCAAGUUAUAUGAGUGGCAGAUAAUGACACUUUUAUCUACUUUUAAAUAGUUAUGACUUUUAUUUUGGUUCUGUGGCGGUUUGCACUAGAUUUAGCAUUCUGUAACGUUAUAACAUCUUUCUGGAACAUUAUCGAAUAGUAAUGGUGAUAAUGUACACACUUUUAUUGUUCUUUAUUUUAGUAAGGAAAAGAAUAGUAGAAUAUUGGCUUUUUGGUUUAUCAUAAUUCUUCAUCAGGACAAAGAAAAUCUAUCCUUUCAUUUCCAAGUUGCCUAGAGGUAAUUUUAUGUUUUUAAGACAUGGGAAUUGAAUAUUAGCAAGUGAUCAUUAGCAUCUGCAGUUUAUCUGCUGGUAUUUCUGAAGAGUCUACUGAUUUGAGUCCCAAAUAUUAAAUUGGAUCAAAAUUUUCCUUAUGGAUGGUUCUUCAGAAAAAGAAAUUGAAUGCAUGGGAAGAAUGUAGUAUAACAUAUUCAAUGCAUGAGCAUAUUGUCUUGGUUGGGGUGGUAUAGGAGAUGUCACUAGGGAUUUUUCACAAGCAAAUAUUCCAAGUUAUAGCUGACACUCAAGUCACAUCUUUACCUGUUGGCAGUAUUUGAUGUAAUUUGUUAUUCCUCCUUUUUUAAUAUUCUUCCUUCAUUUGAUUCUUGAGGACACCACACACUGUUGCCUUCCCUUCUAUACCGCUGGCCUUCUGGUUUCUUUUCAGUUGUUUUUAAAUUUGUGUUGGUUUUCUCUUCUCACCAGCCUAUGAAUUUAGAAUGUGCCAAGGCUCAGUUCUCACCCGCCUGUUGUCACAAAUAGUCACAGGGCUUUAAUAAAAUACUGUGUAGCUACUUAAGACUCCUAAAUGUAUAUUUCCACCUCAGACAUCUCCAACUACUUUUUUGACUUCUUAACGUGAAUAUGUGAAAGACGCUUCAGCCUAAAUAUGGCCAGAACAAAAUUUCUGAUCUUUCUCUGCAAACCUGCUCCAUCUGCAGCCUGCCCCAUUUUAUUAGGUUGGUGCAAAAGUAAUUGUGGUUUUUUGCAUUAAUGGCAAAUUACUUUUGCACCAACCUAGUGGGUGUUAGCUCCAUUUUUUUCAUGUUAUUUAAGCAAAAAAAAAAAAAAAAAAAAAAAAAGAACAUGGAAUCCUCCUGACUCUUCUCUUUCUCUCCAACUCUGUUUCCAGGUUGUCAGCAAAUCCUGCUGUUCUGUCUUCAAAAUGUAUCCAGAAUCAGUUUAACUACUUUUCCCAUCCGUACUACCAGCAUCUUUGUCCAAGUCUCCUGCAUUUCUUGCCUGGAGUAUUGCCGUGGCCCAUGGCCUCCUAACAGAUCACUGGUCUCCUUUUCCUUCCCUGGCUUCUCUUUGAUUUUCCAUCUGCUUAACAUCAGAGUGAUCUUUUAAAAACAUAAGUCAAAUUGUGCUUAAAACCCUCCAGUGGCUUCCAUGUCACUCAGAAUAAAGGCCAGUGUUCUUAUGAUUCAUAAAACCUUACAUGAUCUGGGCCGGGCAUGGUGGUUCACGCCUGUAAUCCAGCACUUUGGUAGGCUGGGGUGGGCAGAUCACUUGAGGUCAGCAGUUGAAGACCAGCCCGGCCAACAUGGUGAAACCUUAUGUCUACUAAAAAUACAAAAAUUAGCCAGACGUGAUGGCAUGCACCUGUAAUUCCAGGUACUUGGGAGGCUGAGGCAGGAGAAUCUCUUGAACCUGGAAGGCGGAGGUUGCAUGCAGUGAGCCGAGAUCGUGCCAUUGCAUUCCAGCCUGGGGGACAGAGUGAGAUUCUGUCUACAAAUAAAUAAAUAAAUAAAAAUUAAAAAGCCCUACAUGAUCUGAUUCUCACUAACUGACCUCUUCUCCCGCUUGUCUCCCACUCGGCACUUUCCAUUCCAGCCUUCCUUACCUCCUUGCUAAUCCUUGAACGUGGCAGGCACAUUUCCAUUUUAGGUCUUUGCACUGGACUUUUUCCUCUGCCUAUAAUAUUUAUCCUACCCCCCCAGCCACCUCUUUCAGGUCUUCACUAAAAUAGCAUUUUGUCUGUGCGAUUACUCUAGUUACAAUUGCAAUCUGCAUCCUGUAUGUCUCUUGCAGUGCUCUGCAUUUUAUUUUUCCGUUGCAUCUGUUACCUUCUAAGUUACUAUUUAUUUGUCUAUUUUGUGAAUUGCCUCUCUUUCCUACCUCUGCUAGACUAUAAAUUCCUUGAGGUCGAGUAUGUUUAUUAAUGUGUCCUGAGUGCCUAGCACAUAGAAGAUGCUCAGUAAAUAUUUUUUGAAUGAAUGAAUGUAGUCUGCCUUCUCCAAUUUUUUUUUCAGUGAAUUUCCCAUAAAGCAACACAUGCAUAGUGUUUUAGCAUUUGUGGAUCUAACGUUGACUUAUCCCACCAGCAAGGGAGAAGUUCAAGAACAUUUAUAGUUUAUAAUGGAGAUAAUAAUACAGAGAGUGGUUAUGAGAAUUAAAUAGGGUGCUCUCUGUAAAGUACUAAUGGAUAGGACCAGGUCACUUAACUGACAAAAAAGCCUGGCCAAGUGCCCUGAUUCACAUCUGAAUGAUGUGAAUUGUAUUCUAGAAUCUUCUCUCUUUAUAUUUCAGUUUUUAAUCAAGAGUAGGUGUGGCAUCACCUGGGAGCUUUUCAAAACAUACCUGGGUUCCCUGGUAAAUAUCAGUGAUAUACUGUUACUAUAUUUUGUUCUUUAACCAGUCUGCAAAUAUUUGUCCCUUAAUGUGGGUGAUAACUAUUUGCUCUCCCCCUUUUAAUGCCUUCUUGCUGUUUGGGACAUCUUUCAUGGCCCCUUCUAGUCUUUUUUCCUAUGAGGUUCUUGCUGAAAUAACUUCUAAGGUGAUUUUGAAAUCCUCAGAGCCACUUGGAUGCACGUAAUUGAACCUUUUACUAAAUCCACAAAAUCAAAGGAUCUCAGUCCUUUACCUUCUGUUUUCCAGACAAGAGAAUGUUGUAGUCAUCCCUACAGCAAUCCUUAUAGCAGUCAUUUUAUUUUAUUGUUUUUAAAAUACCUGAUUUUUAUUUUUUCAUAUGAAUUAUAUUAAAUAAUUAUUAUGCCCCCUCUAGUCGUCACACAAAUCUGAGAAGUGGAUGAGCACUGUAUUUGAUCUCUUGGACACUUCCCUUUAUUUUCCAUGGCUCCUCAUGUCUCAGACCCUUAAAGUAUUUGCAUUCUUUUCUUUUCUUUUUUUUUCUAAUUGUAUUUUAUUUUUACUUCCAGGAUACAUGUGCAGGACAUGAAGAUUUGUUACAUAGGUAAAUGUGUGCCAUGGUGGUUUGCUGCACUUACCAAGCAGUCAUUUUAAAGUUUUGCUUAUUGUGUUUCUAGGCUCCUUUUGUGUCCUUCAAAUCCAAGAAUAUCUCAAAAACAUCAGACUCACUUUCCUCCUCUUUCUUAAUAGAGCAAGAAACAUUUGUAGAUUUUUACUGUUGCAAUUUACUGUGCAAGCAAGUGCUGUGAUUUGCAAGAAAAAAAAGAUGAUUAUUUUAGAGAUGGUUUAUGCAACUGAAGAAUACACAAUAAAUAAAAACCAUGAUGUAUGUGUGUUUAGAAAUGGAUAAGCCCAAUAGCUGUUACCUAUACACAAAAAUGUGAAAAUUUUCUUCAACUCUACUGUCAAAAUAAUUCAAAAUAUACCUAGCUCCUUGUGUAUAUUUGAUCUCUCCUUAAUUUUUCUAUGAUGCUAUAUAAGUAAGAGCAUUCCCCAUAUUUAAUUAGGUGUAAACAUUUUAGCGGUGAUUACCAUGCACAUUGGAAAUAAAAUGUCACAAGUUCCAUUGCUUUGAAUGCAUCUGUUCUACCUGAUAAAUUUCCCUUGCCUUUGCAACUCUGAUUAGAUCUACUUUUUGUUGUCGUGAAGACUCAUUCUUUUGAAAAUAGUGCUGUUACAAAUUCAUUUUAUAUUGAACCCUAAAUAUUCAGUACUAUUGGCCAAGGCUGAAUGGAAAAAAUUGACCUAUGUAUCUUUCUGAUGAUAAAUCACAUUGCCCUCAGUUUAGGCCAUUAAUGGACAGCCCAGUUGGAAAACACAUCUCGUUUAAAGUUCUACACCUGCUUUGGAGACUCUUAGACGGUAAAGAACAGGUCCAAGAAAAGCUCAAAGAAAGCAAAUACCAGCAGCAGCAGUAGCAACAGCAGCAAGUUGCCACCAGUUUGUUAUGAAAUAAUUACCUUGAAGACUAAAAAGAAGAAGAUGGCUGCUGAUAUAUUCCCCCGUAAAAAGCCAGCCAACUCCAGCAGCACCAGCGUCCAGCAGUACCACCAGCAGAAUCUCAGUAACAACAACCUUAUCCCGGCCCCAAACUGGCAGGGUCUUUAUCCCACCAUUAGAGAGAGAAAUGCGAUGAUGUUCAAUAAUGAUUUGAUGGCAGAUGUACAUUUUGUGGUUGGGCCACCAGGUGGGACUCAACGGUUGCCAGGACACAAAUAUGUUUUAGCUGUUGGGAGCUCUGUGUUCCAUGCGAUGUUUUACGGAGAACUUGCAGAGGACAAAGAUGAAAUCCGUAUACCAGAUGUCGAACCUGCUGCUUUUCUCGCUAUGCUGAAAUAUAUCUAUUGUGAUGAAAUUGACUUGGCUGCUGACACAGUGCUGGCCACACUUUAUGCUGCCAAAAAGUACAUUGUCCCUCACCUUGCCAGAGCCUGUGUUAAUUUCCUGGAGACCAGCCUGAGUGCCAAGAAUGCCUGUGUGCUCCUCUCCCAGAGCUGCCUGUUCGAGGAGCCAGACCUGACCCAGCGUUGCUGGGAGGUGAUUGAUGCCCAGGCUGAGUUAGCUCUCAAGUCUGAGGGAUUCUGCGAUAUUGACUUCCAGACACUAGAAAGUAUUCUCCGUAGGGAAACUCUGAAUGCCAAAGAAAUUGUGGUUUUUGAGGCAGCUCUCAACUGGGCUGAAGUAGAAUGCCAACGACAAGAUCUGGCGUUGAGCAUUGAAAAUAAACGCAAGGUUCUAGGAAAGGCACUUUACUUGAUCCGCAUACCCACAAUGGCCCUCGAUGAUUUUGCAAAUGGUGCUGCACAGUCCGGGGUAUUAACUCUCAAUGAGACCAACGACAUCUUCCUCUGGUAUACUGCAGCCAAAAAGCCUGAGCUUCAGUUUGUGAGUAAAGCCCGUAAGGGCCUUGUCCCCCAGCGCUGUCACCGUUUCCAGUCGUGUGCCUAUCGAAGCAACCAAUGGCGCUAUCGUGGUCGCUGUGACAGCAUCCAGUUUGCAGUUGAUAAAAGAGUGUUCAUUGCUGGCUUUGGGCUGUAUGGCUCCAGCUGUGGUUCUGCAGAAUACAGUGCCAAGAUUGAACUUAAGCGGCAGGGCGUUGUCCUGGGGCAGAACUUGAGCAAGUACUUCUCAGAUGGGUCCAGCAAUACCUUUCCCGUAUGGUUUGAAUACCCAGUGCAGAUCGAGCCAGACACCUUCUACACAGCCAGUGUGAUACUGGAUGGCAAUGAACUCAGCUACUUUGGACAAGAAGGCAUGACAGAAGUUCAGUGUGGCAAAGUGACUGUCCAGUUUCAGUGCUCCUCAGAUAGCACCAAUGGCACUGGGGUACAGGGAGGGCAGAUCCCUGAACUUAUAUUCUAUGCUUGAAAACUCACUUCCUGAAGCAGCUUGAGCUCCAAAGUGCACAUCUGGUUCCAACUUGCCUGAUGCUUAGCUCAUCUGCAAAUAUGUGAUCAGUGCCGGUAAUUUGUAAUGAAUGAAGCGGUAGGCAGGUUCUAAUUUCUUUUAACCUUUUAAUUAUGUACAGGCAAAAAUGCAGCAUUCCGCUUUUAACUAUCUGCUUAAAAGAGCUAACGUUCUUAUUAAGGCUUUGUGGUUUUUAGAGUUGCAUCUAUGAACCUGGGGAGAUUAUGUGCUUUCCCAAGCGUUCCACCACCCUCUCAGUUUUGUCCCUCUGAAGAUAAUUUUGGAUCACCUUGAAUUUCCUUUUGGACGUUAUUUGAUGAACAGAAAUAAAGUGAUAACAAGAGUUAUUUUUAAACAGAACUCCUCUUACCCCCCAAAACAGAUAAACCUCAGUGUACAAUUUUGAAAGAAGUUUUGCCUUGUAAUGAGUAAUAAUUUAGAAAGUAGACAGUGGUUGUGUUUGGCUCUCGUUUUAUUCCUUUUACAUUUGUUGCUUCUGGGAUUUAAAAAAUUACUAAAUUCAUAAGAUAGUUAGGUAUUAAACACUUCAGAAUAUCAAUGUAAAAUUGGAAAAUAAGGAACUGGGGGCAUUUGUUUAGGCCAUGACUUCUACAAGCAGAUUUCUUUUCUUUUAGUUUAGAAGACAAAAAAUUUCAAUACAGAUACUUCUUUUAGAAGUAAAUUUUUAGAUUUUAUUGUCAGUAGAAAAAAGUUAAACUCCUACUAAUUUAAACUAAGACAGUUUAAAAAGGAAGCCUGAAAAAGACUCAUACUACAAAUAAUUUAAUUGAUGGCAUAUAAGAAUAUGCAGUUUGAAAAAGCCAAACUCUUCUCUCCACUUAGCUUUUGAUCCCCACUGUUUGCUUAUUUGUAUAAGUCAUACUGUGUAGAAUUUCUAUUUUCUUUUUCCCCAUUAAAAGAGGACCAAACAAUUCUUUAUACAAAUGGAGUAGCAACUAGUUUUGUAGCACUACAUUUAAUGUAAUGAGAUACCUUUGUUCAUUUUUUUAAAUUUGAAAUAUACUUUACCUGAUCCACUUUGAUUGUAUACUAUAUUCUUUGUUAAUUUUAAUUUUGUCCUGUUCCUAGACUGCUAGAAUCUGGCCCCUGGCCAUCUUAAAGUGCCAACAUAUGCCUGCAGGGUUUAUAAAAAAUGGCCUGGAGUGACACAUUUUAUUAUACCUAAUAUUCACUGCAUCAGUAUCACAUCUAGCUCCCUUACUUGUCCACAGAUAAUGUAAACAAAGGAGGGAAAAACUUAUUAAAUUCUCCUUCGCUGCUGGCUUGUGCUGGUUUAGUGCCUGUGUCCCUGGCAGUGUCCAGUGUGUUCACUUCCAGUUGAAGUAUCCAUGUGUUUCUGGGCAGCUUUUCUGCUCAGUGUGAUCCUGAGAUGGCUUCCCCGCCGCCACCCAGAGUGUGGUCCUUGGCCGCCUCCUGCUCCUGCUCUGCAAGCCUGAAACUGGCUUGUCUGGAGCCAGGAGUUAGUCCUGGGGUGUGUGUGUGCCUGCGCACCCAUGCGCAUGCAAGUGUGUUUGCCAGCUCAGGAGCUGUCUCCUCUCUACCUGGCUAGUAAGAGGUGGGACAGUAAUGGUCCUCCUGCUGGCCCCAGCAAGGCCCAUGAGUGACUGCCCUGACGUAUUCACUGUGCCUCUGGGCCACUUCUUCCCCUGUAGAUGUGGGCUUGUUGCCUUCAGCCGGCUUCCCUGAGGGAGGAGAACACUGGAUUAUUGGAAAUGUUUUAAUCACUCUUGCCAUUACCUACAUCUAUUAGCAUAGAUGAUGAAAAGCUGUUACUGGUGAUUAUAGAUGAGUAUUUCCAGGACAACGUUCUAAAAGUACAAUUAUUUCUUAUUGGGGAGAUUACAGGUAGUUUGGCAAAGCAUUGAAGUACAAAGGUACAUUUUCAAUUAAAAAGCACACUUCUACAAAAGAUUUGGUUUUUAAAUUAUGGUUACACAUUUCAGUAACUCAUAGCUGCUGUGCAAAUUGGUAGACCUUAUAAGAAGGCACUUGUUUGUAAGCCAGAGAAGAAACUUUAAUUGCAUCCUAUCAGAUUGUUGAGGUGGGUGUGAUAGUCUUCAGGUGCAGUGCGUUCAUUCACUAACGCUCACUGUCAGUGCCCAUGUUUGCUAGCUGCCUCCAUGUGACUAGUGAGCUGCUGGUGAAAGUCGUGUGAAAUCCUGUACACUGUGUAUAGAAUAAUGUAAUUUUAUGUUAAUUGUUAUUACUUUAAAACAUAUCUACCAUCUGAUUGGCUGGUACCGAGAGCUGUGGGUAAAAUUUGAAAAUUGUAUUUAGAAUAAGAAAUUUUACAUUUUAAACCCUAUUGUCCUUUAUGCAUUUUCAAUGAAAUGGAAUGAAGGCUAAUAUGCUUGCUUUAUUUACUUUUGUAAUCUUGGAUUUUGUAGCUUUUAAAACUAGAAACCAUUGUUCUAACAAAGCAGGCAACUUUAUUCUAUAAACACAACUUUAUUAAGCAGAAUACACUGUAGAUGCUUUUCCCCAACGUAUCUGGCUGGCAGUCUUUGUCGUUGUUCAUUCUGGGGAUAAAGGGGAACUAGGCUAGCAGUUCUAAUGUGACAUUCUUUAAGCAUAUCUUAAAAUAGUAUUUAAGUAAAUGGUCUAAUUUCUACAUAAUUAUUGCACUGAACUUUUUUGUUUAUUAAGGUGUUUAAAUAAGCUCAGCUAAUUCAAGACACUGUAGCCACUUGUGCAUCAGUGUGCUUGAAUUUAGUAGCUUACAGCAUUAUUUAUGAAGGAAAAAAUACAUAAAUAUGAAGUACCUCAUGUUGAAUGUUAUUGUACUGUAUUUUUAAUGUAACAGUGCAGAUCUUGUUAGACACAUGAAUGUGUAUAAUCAUGUUAAAUGCAAAUAAAACUAGUUCAUAGA